CUGUCACUUUGCAUACACGUCAGGACGAUGCCGAGUGACGAGCACAGAGACGCGACCUGCAGAGCCUCCACACCGAGGACAGCAUGACUGCUAGAGUUCAAUUCAGAAAAACUGGAAUGGAGAGCUGCAGACUUCAACACUAGCUGCUCUGUGAUUGGCUGAUCGCUGUCGUUAGUAUCAAGAUGGCCCACCUCUUCCUCGCCAGUAAGAUCACGAUGCCGGACGACCUCCACUGCAAAGGCGGCGCCAGGAUCCCCAGGAGUGCCAUGAGGAUGCCAAAAUCGAUCUCUGCUGAGAAGCUGAGUCGGGACAGGGCCAGGAAAGACCACAACGUCAUCGUGACAACGCACGUCCCACAUGUCAACGAGGUCCAGCUGACAGCGGCCACUGGUGGCGCCGAGAUGUCCUGCUACCGCUGUACCGUCCCAUUCGGUGUGGUCGUCCUCAUUGCCGGCAUCGUGGUCACUGCUGUGGCGUACACCUUCAACUCCCACGGGUCCACCAUCUCAGUGCUGGGACUGGUGCUGCUGUCUGCUGGACUGGGCCUGCUGGGCUCCAGUGCCGUCUGCUGGAGGGUCCGCCUGAGGAAGAAGAAGGACAAACGAAGGGAGAGCCAGACCGCCCUCCUGGCCAGCCAGGGGUACUGCAUAGCCUGAUCAAAUGCAAAGGACGGUCCAGUCCUGAGUGGAGUUCAGGUUUAGGCCCUUUUAAUCAAAAAAGUCAGAUGGUGGACUUGAGGGACACAGUGAACAUAAACUGGUGAAGAGCUGGCAUCACUCAUGAGGUGGCAAUGACUGCAGACACCUAAAAGGACUCAAGGCUGUAAUGGUUCAAGGGUAAAGGAUGAGUGUUUAGACACAUCGCAAGAAUAUCCAGCAGCAGAAAAUACUGGAUUAUGGAGACUUGAAACUCAGAAAGUCCCGGACGAUGGACUAAACCUUCUCUUUCAAAGAGAAGUACCGAGACGAUGUGUUUAAUAAUCAAUUAUUCAAAAGACUACUGUGAUAAUCAUUAAGGUCAUUUAUGAAGCCAAACAUUUCAUCUGCUUUCAGAUUCUCAAGUGUUUCACAUCAUUUGGGUUUUGGACUGUUGUGGCACAAAACAAAGCAAUUUGCAGACGUCAGCUUGAGUGCUGAGAAGUUUUAAUGAUCAACUUUAUCUUCGCAUGUACAGGGACUUACAGGUCUGCGAACUACACCCUUCUAUAAAUCAAUUUCUGUUGAUUUCCCAAAGAUAAUCAAAGCAAACAGAGCAGAGGCUCUGAACACUUUUAGAGGUUUUAGAUGUUUUAGUUUUAGAUAUUUUAAAUGUUUCUUAGAUAUUAAAAUUGCUGCACAAAGUAAAUUUAAUCAAUUUUAAAUUACAUUUGAAACAAAGCGUUCAAAACACUCACACAGGACUGUCUAAUCUAUACUUAUUAUCAUACAGGACCUGUAUGCCAACCUCCCAAUGCUUUUAUUCUGAAUGUCAGAGUACCAUAUUGGGAGUUUUAUUGUUGCUUUAAAUGAUUCAUCAACAAAAACAGUCUGCAGAUUAGUUGUAGCUCUACAAAGCUCAUCAAUGAUGUACAGUAUAUCUAAUGAUAUGAUGCCAAUAAGCUAUAAUAUACAAUUAACAAGGUACUCUGUUGUUGAAGAUUCUCUUUCAGUGAUAAGCUCAUUUGUGAUCUCAGCACUCCGCACGUUACGUUUCUUUCUGAGCAGACAGAAGACGCCUCAGAAGACACCACCCUCUGCCGAGUAACCGGUCAGAAGACAGGAUUUUGACUUUGUGUAUGGAGCUUAAUCAUGGAGUAACAUUGUGAAUACUGAGCUCACAGAUGGGGAUACUCUCUGAUAUGCAUGCCACUUUGUGUGUUUAAACUAGUGCACUAUGAUCCAAAGUGAUGAAAAAUAACCAAAUGUCAUGUAUUCCACUGUAUUAAAGAACUCUGAGGGUUAAUCUGA
Messenger RNA from Micropterus salmoides (largemouth bass), 1946 nucleotides. Its product is annotated as transmembrane protein 100-like. The transcript has 3 exons. Gene Ontology annotation, biological process: cellular response to BMP stimulus. The record is from RefSeq and is a predicted model, not a curated record. Lineage: Eukaryota; Metazoa; Chordata; Actinopteri; Centrarchiformes; Centrarchidae. The coding region runs from base 183 to 656 and encodes 157 amino acids.